This is a messenger RNA of Nerophis lumbriciformis (worm pipefish), 1437 nucleotides long. RefSeq names its product opsin-5-like. The record is from RefSeq and is a predicted model, not a curated record. Lineage: Eukaryota; Metazoa; Chordata; Actinopteri; Syngnathiformes; Syngnathidae. Gene Ontology annotation, molecular function: G protein-coupled receptor activity. Gene Ontology annotation, biological process: G protein-coupled receptor signaling pathway. Gene Ontology annotation, cellular component: membrane.
UCGUCUCGACCAGAGAGUGUCUGGUGGAAACAGAAGAGACCGCAGCUACAGUUCAUGUACUCAAGCCAUGGAAAUAACAAUCAAGAGUAUUCCUCUGAAGAUUGUCAAUAUUCCAUGGAGGAAUAACAAUUUGAGUAAUCUUCAUUCAGAACCUCCUCUGUCGGAACAUGGAGAAACUAUCAUUGGAGUCUACCUGCUGGUCUUAGGAUGGCUGUCCUGGUUUGGAAACAGCUUAGUGAUGUUUGUCCUAUACAGACAAAGAGCCUCACUGCAGCCAACAGAUUUCCUCACUUUAAAUCUCGCCAUCUCGGACGCCAGCAUUUCAGUAUUCGGCUACUCCCGAGGCAUCCUGGAAAUUUUCAACAUCUUCAAGGAUGAUGGUUUUCUCAUCACCUGGAUUUGGACCUGCCAGGUGGAUGGUUUCUUCACUUUGAUGUUUGGCCUGGCAAGCAUCAACACCUUGACUGUUAUCAGUGUGACCAGAUACAUCAAGGGAUGCCACCCCAAUAAAGGUUGCUGCAUCAGCAUGAACACCAUUGCGAUAUCAUUGAUCUGCAUCUGGACCGGAGCAGCGUUUUGGUCAAUUGCACCAUUGAUGGGCUGGGGAAGUUACACAGAUCGAGGAUAUGGAACAUGUGAGGUGGACUGGUCCAAAGCGAACUAUUCCACCAUCCAUAAGUCCUACAUCGUCUCCAUCCUCAUCUUCUGCUUCUUCAUCCCUGUGAUGAUCAUGCUCUUCUCCUACACGUCCAUCAUAAACUCUGUGAAAAGCACAAACGCCAUGUCAGCGGAAGGUUUCGUCACCGCCCGGCAAAGGAAAGUGGAGAGAGAUGUCACCAGGAUCUCCAUAGUAAUUUGCACUGCUUUCAUCAUGGCCUGGUCGCCAUACGCAGUCGUGUCCAUGUGGUCGGCUUGGGGCUUCCACGUGCCAAGCACCACCAGCAUCAUCACCCGUCUCUUCGCUAAGUCCGCCAGCUUCUACAACCCUCUCAUCUACUUCGGCAUGAGCUCCAAAUUCCGCAAGGACGUGUACAGUCUCUUGCCCUGCUCACAAGAGAACAGGGACGUGGUCCGCCUGCACCGCUUCAAAAACAUCAAGCUCAAGGCUGAGGCCACGCCCCCACCUGCACCCCCUCCUGUCCAGGUACUGGAGGCCAAAUACACAGUGAAAGAAGUGAUGCAAUGUAAUCCUGACAACGACUCAGGAGUCAACAGUGCUCCUGAGUCGCCCCCAACUGACACGCGGAUCUUCCACAUUAGCUUGCCCUCACAUAUUGAAACAUCAGAGUACUGCUGUGACAGACUCUAAAGACUGAAACCAUGCUACUUGAAAUCAUACUUGAAUUAUGAGGGGAAAUGAAGAGAGAUUUUUCUAUUUUGCCUCUUACCCGUGUUAUAAAGGUGGUAUAAUGUGUUGUUACUGUCAAUAAAGUUAUU